This is a messenger RNA of Boleophthalmus pectinirostris (great blue-spotted mudskipper), 1322 nucleotides long. It is a transcript of the gene mob3c, whose product is annotated as MOB kinase activator 3C. The record is from RefSeq and is a predicted model, not a curated record. The transcript is spliced from 4 exons. Gene Ontology annotation, biological process: positive regulation of protein phosphorylation; signal transduction. Gene Ontology annotation, molecular function: protein kinase activator activity. Bases 411 to 1061 code for a protein of 216 amino acids. Gene Ontology annotation, cellular component: cytoplasm; nucleus. Lineage: Eukaryota; Metazoa; Chordata; Actinopteri; Gobiiformes; Gobiidae.
UUUGAACACACCCACAAGGAAGACUCGGACGGCUACAGCCAGACAAAGUCAGGAUGUGACAUCACCCACAGGAAGAAAAGCCAAACAACUUUUUUCUGCCUUUACUCUGUUACUGUUGACGAAAUCUGGGAAGUGGUGGGCUAACAGCAGCUGUGAAGAAGUGGAAGAAACAAAGUGUCACAACACUCCUCAUCUGGGAAUUUACUGCCAAAGUGGUCUAACAUUGAUCCACUCCUGAUCCUGAGUUCAAAAAGACUCUAAACUUUAUCCAAACAAGACACUGAUCCCUAUGACCAGAUCUGUCAGCCGGAUAAAGUGUGGUCACCUCAGCGGAAAGUCAAAAUCUACAAAAGUAAACAUUAUUUCAGGGAGCCCAUUCCCCCCUUAUCACCGGGGAAACCACUGAGUUGAUGGCUCUGUGUCUGGGACAAGUUUUCAGCAAAGACAAAACAUUCAGACCAAAGAAGAGAUUUGAACCAGGAACACAGAGAUUUGAACUGUAUAAGAAAGCCCAGGCCUCGCUGAAAUCGGGCUUAGACUUGAGGAGAGUGGUCCAGCUGCCAGAGGGGGAGAACAUCAAUGACUGGAUAGCGGUACAUGUGGUCGAUUUCUUCAACAGAAUCAACUUGAUCUACGGGACUAUGUCAGAGUUCUGCACAGAAAGAACCUGCCCCAUUAUGUCAGGGGGGCUGCGGUAUGAGUACAGAUGGCAGGAUGGGGAGAACUACAAGAGGCCCACCAAACUUCCUGCUCUAAAGUACAUGAAUCUCCUAAUGGACUGGAUAGAGUCCCUUAUAAACAACGAGGACAUCUUUCCCACCAGAGUAGGUGUCCCAUUUCCAAGGAACUUCCAGCAGGUGUGUAAGAAGAUCCUGAGUCGUCUCUUCAGAGUUUUCGUCCAUGUUUACAUCCACCACUUUGACAGCAUCUGCAGCAUGGGAGCAGAGGCCCACAUCAAUACAUGUUACAAGCACUACUACUACUUCAUCACUGAGUUCCACCUAAUUGACAAUUCAGAACUGGAGCCUCUGAAGGAGAUGACAGAGAAGAUAUGCCAUUAAAAAGAGCUAUGGACAAGUUUACCUUUCACCUUUAUCUGAGCCCAAGAGACAUUCCAUUUCAUUCAGUUAAUAUUGUCAUUUCAUAUGUGCAUGGCCAACUAUGAGACUUUGAUAUUUCCACUAAUAUUGGUAAAUGGUGCAGCAAUGCUAUUUCUUAGGAGUCAAGGAAAUAUAUCACAGCUUAUUUUUUAUUUUUGCAUGAAUGUUUUUUUUUUUCUUUUAUGACCAUUAAUUGUAUUAAAAAUACAUUUUAAAAAUUCA